Messenger RNA from Clupea harengus (Atlantic herring), 1318 nucleotides. RefSeq names its product crystallin, mu (gene crym). Gene Ontology annotation, cellular component: cytoplasm. The record is from RefSeq and is a predicted model, not a curated record. Gene Ontology annotation, molecular function: thyroid hormone binding. Lineage: Eukaryota; Metazoa; Chordata; Actinopteri; Clupeiformes; Clupeidae. Gene Ontology annotation, biological process: thyroid hormone metabolic process.
AAAAAGCGCAAGUUGAACUUCGACCGAUAGAUAACGAAAAUAUUUUAGUACGUUCAUGACCAUGGCGGGCCUGCCUGUGUUGAUCGGUAAAGAAGAUAUUGCACGACUUCUACAUUUCAAAGAUUUGCUUCCUAGACUGGAGGCUGCUCUAGCGCAGUUUUCCAAACACGACAUCUCUGAGGUGAUCCAGCCCGUCCGGACUGUGGUCCCUUUAACGAAACACAAUGGAUUCCUGGGGUUAAUGCCGGCAUAUAUGGUUCAUGACGAUAUUUUAUGCACAAAAAUGGUGGCCUUCUACCGCAGAGAACAAGGCUCAACUUUACCCUCUACCCAGGCAACGGUGUUGUUGUUUGAUCCCGAAAGUGGAUGUGUAUUAGCGGUCAUGGACGGGGAAGUCAUCACAGCUAAGAGGACAGCCGCAGUGUCAGCAAUAUCUGCUAAAUUUUUCAUGCCAGCCCAAUCAGAGGUACUCUGUAUCCUGGGCUCUGGUCACCAAGCCGUCAGCCACUACGAAGUCUUCACACAAACAUUUGCUUUUAAACAGGUCCGUGUGUGGAGUCGAAGGAAGGAGAGUGCAGAGCACUUUGCCAGUGCCCUCCAGGGUCCGGUGACAGUCUGCACCUCUGUUAAAGAGGCAGUGGAAGGGGCCGACGUCAUAAUCACAGUCACCGGUGCCAGCCAGCCAGUCCUGUUUGGGGACUGGGUCAAGCCGGGUGCCCAUGUUGCUGCGGUAGGAGCAUGCAGACCAGACUGGAGGGAGCUGGACGACGUGUUGAUGAGGCAGGCAGUGGUGUAUGUGGACAGCAGAGAGGGUGCACUGAAGGAAUCCGGAGACGUCAUCCUCUCUGGGGCCCAAGUAUUUGCUGAGAUUGGGGAGGUCAUAACUGGAACGGCGCCAGCCCACCGUGAGAAAACCACAGUGUUCAAGUCUCUGGGUAUGGGGAUUCAGGACGCGGUGUCUGCCAAGCUGGUGUAUGACCAGUGGAAGAGUCAGUGAAGGAGUUCAGUGGAUUGAGAUCGAGUGCCUUUAUCACCAAGAGAAUCAAGUCCAGACCAAUCCAGUUUCAGUUUGUGAGAAGUUAUCAUGGUGUCCCAUCUCUGUUGUGUAUUUAAACCCCAGGUAUUUCUAGCACAACUAAAGGACCAAACAAUGUAUUUAAAACCAGAUUCAGAAUUAUUUGUCAAAUGUUUUUCACAGCUGCAUAGUGAUAACAUAAUUGUAAAAGAAAACUGCAGAGCCGGUUAAUAAUCUCAAAAAUAGAAAACUUUGUACUUUGUACACCCAGUAUGAAAUGUAAAUAAAAUACAAAAGUCAAAA